AUGGCUUUACCGCUGAAGAGCGACACAUGGUAUGAGCACGCUCGUUUGCGGUGUUUCGAGUCGCACAGCGUUAUUGACAAGGUGCAGUAUGGGCGCUUUGACCCCGGCGCAAGCGUGUGCUACGGUAACGCCAUUCUAUCCAACUCGAGCUGUCCAAGUUUGAAUGCCGGACGACAGCGGCUAUCCAUUCCUAUCGGCAUUUUCCUCAUCCUCAAACAUUCCACGCUUCGGAAACGUUGCAAUGCGCCAUGGAUAUCCGAGCAUAUGCUUCCCGAGGCCAACAUCCGCAUGCUCUUUCUCUGUGGGCUCAGCCGCUCCAGAGCAGGUGCUUUUCACCAGGUCUCAUAG
This is a messenger RNA of Pseudozyma hubeiensis SY62, 348 nucleotides long. RefSeq lists its product as hypothetical. Lineage: Eukaryota; Fungi; Basidiomycota; Ustilaginomycetes; Ustilaginales; Ustilaginaceae. The record is from RefSeq and is a predicted model, not a curated record. The coding region runs from base 1 to 348 and encodes 115 amino acids. The transcript has 2 exons.